This is a messenger RNA of Limanda limanda (common dab), 5370 nucleotides long. RefSeq names its product lysine (K)-specific demethylase 2Aa (gene kdm2aa). Gene Ontology annotation, molecular function: protein binding; histone demethylase activity; zinc ion binding. Gene Ontology annotation, biological process: regulation of transcription by RNA polymerase II; protein demethylation. The transcript is spliced from 26 exons. NCBI's taxonomy places the organism in Eukaryota, Metazoa, Chordata, Actinopteri, Pleuronectiformes, Pleuronectidae. The record is from RefSeq and is a predicted model, not a curated record. The coding region runs from base 648 to 4673 and encodes 1341 amino acids.
UGGCCGCUGUUCGGAGUCCGCUCUAACUUCACACUGUGCCAGUUGUACCAGCUGCAACAAUGUGCGCCCUUUCUCGCAGGAUAUAAGAAAUAUGUGAAUGUGGAUAUUUUAAUAUAACUUCAGGUCAUGUUGAGUUGGCCUUUAAUAAGCAGGACGCUAACAGAAAGCUAACAGCAGCAGGACACGGUUUGGAGUGGAGAAGAGAGGGAACAAAGCUCCAGUAUUCACACAGGCAGGAUGCUAUGAGAAUAAUAACUUUGUGUGAGUAGCCUUUUUAAAUGAAACGGGGACUAAUAGUAACCUCUCCUAUUUAGUUCAUCAAACGUCCGGCCAGUGAGAGUAAAGCAAUGUUAGACUGGAAGCGAUGAGUGUGAACUUCCAUGUUCCUGCACACACACAAGCAGAGAGUGUUGCCCUCUCAUACAAUGCGAGUAAAACAAAGAGUUGGUCCUGUUUGUGUUGAAGUGAGUGUUGUUUCGUGUAGUAAGUGUCUCUCACUGGAUUCACACACACACGCCUUCCUGCCGCUUGUUUACUUUCCACCGGAGCCAUGUGGCGCGCAGCCACAGCUCACUGUUAGACCGAUGGCUCUGCUUUAAUGCUCCUCGUUUAAAAAGCUCCGACUGGUUGCACACAGUUUCCCAGUGAUGAUGGAUGACUCCAAGCCCCGGCACAGCAAAAGACUGCGAGCGGGUACCCGGCGACGUUACCAUGACGAUGGUAUUUCAGAUGAGGAGAUUGACGGAAGGAGGAUGUUUGACUUGGAGGAGAAAGUCACCAGUCAGAGGUUCACCUCUGACAGGAUCAUGCGCAUGGAGGGAAAAGACUUGUCAUAUGAGUUCGUCCAGAGAUGUGGUCUUAGGGACCCAAUCAUCUUUGAGAAGCCUGAUGGACUGGGAAUCAUGAUGCCUGAUCCUGACUUCAGUGUCAAUGACGUCAAGCUGUUUGUCGGUAGCAGACGUAUGAUUGACGUGAUGGACGUGAGCACUCAGAAGGGGACCGAGAUGUCCAUGGCCCAGUGGGCACGUUACUAUGAGACCCCUCCGUGUCAGAGAGAGAAGAUCUAUAAUGUCAUCAGCCUGGAGUUCAGCCACACCAAGCUGGAGAACCUGGUCAAGAGACCGACCACAGUGGAUCUGAUUGACUGGGUGGACAAGAUGUGGCCUCGUCACCUGAAGGAGAGACAGAGGGAGUCCACGAACUCUAUCAAUGACAUGCAGUACCCCAAAGUACAAAAAUACUGUCUGAUGAGUGUGGAGGGCUGCUACACAGACUUUCACAUUGACUUUGGAGGGACUUCAGUGUGGUAUCACAUACUGAGAGGAAGCAAGGUGUUCUGGCUCUUCCCCCCCACCCCUCCGAACCUGGAGCUCUAUGAGAACUGGGUGCUGUCAGGGAAACAGGGAGACAUUUUUCUGGGUGACCGGGCGUCUGACUGCCAAAGGAUUGAGCUCACACAGGGCUGCACCUUCAUCAUACCCUCAGGUUGGGUUCAUGCUGUCUACACCCCUGUGGACUCUAUGGUGUUUGGAGGGAACUUCCUGCACAGCUUCAACAUCCCUACGCAACUUAACAUCUGUAACAUAGAGGACCGAACGCGGGUUCCAGGGAAGUUCCGUUACCCCUUCUUCUAUGAGAUGUGCUGGUAUGUGUUGGAGCGUUACGUGUUCAGCCUGACCAGGACCUCCUACCUCACACCAGAGUUUCAGAAACACUCGUUGGGCAUUGGUCUGAACAAGCCGCCAAUCCCAGAUCUGGCUGUUGAGCAGGUGAAGGAGGAAGAGGUGGUGGGAGGGGACAGUGAUGAAGAGCCUUCAGAGCAGCAGUCUGACAAACCUGCAGCCAAAAUGUAUCUGACUCCCUUUGAACUGGAGGGGCUCUGGAACCUGCUGGGUAAACUGGAGUCUCUGCCCUCCAACAAAAAGUGUGUCCCAGCUGGGAUACACAAUGCCCCUGCACUCAUUACACACAUUAAGGCACUUCUGAAAGAACAUGCCAAUGAUAAUUCCAAACUGUCCUACACAGGGAAACCCAUUGUCAAGUGGCCAAAGCGGCCAUCAUGGUACCAGCCGCCGCCUCCUCCUCCGACACCACCGCCUCGUCCUAAACUGGUCACCACACCCAUCAUCCCACGACCACAGAAACCAGCCUCUUCAAUGUCUGUGCUGAGACGACGUAGGGUCAGGUGUAAGCGCUGUGAGGCCUGUAUGAGACCAGAAUGUGGAGACUGUAACUUCUGCCGAGAUAUGAAGAAGUUUGGAGGACCAGGGAAACUCAAGCAGACCUGUGUGCUACGUCAGUGUCUUUCUCCGGGCCUCCCCCUGUCUGCAGUGUGUGAGAUCUGCAAGGAACCCAAUCAAGAGGAAAGUGGAGAUCCCUCUCUCAUCCUGAUGGAGUGUUCCAACUGUGCCCAGAUCGUCCAUCCUGCCUGUCUCUCGGUUCAGGGUGAAGGACUGGUGAACAAAGACCUGCCAAGUUGUUGGGAGUGCCCAAAGUGUGUCCAAGGAAUCACUGACCCAGAGUCAUCAGGCAGCGAUGAAUCGUUGGCUGCCAGCCACCAGCAGCACAUCCGCCCCCAUGGCCCCCUGGUCCUCCGGCUGGGCCCCGGGCCCUCUGCUACCAUAGGGGGUCCUGUGGGUUCUCAGCAGGAUGGGGAGGUGGUUCGCUGUGGCUUCUUCCCUUCUCCUCUUCCUUCCUGCUCUUCCUCCUCCUCAGCAUCACUUCUAUUGGUGGCGGCCCCUCUGCCUUCUCAGCCACUCAGCUCGAGACUGCAGUCUAAAGGUGACAGAGUUGAAGGCCAUUCAUUGAAGCGCAAAUCUUCCUCCCUCCUGGACGCUCGAAUGGCCAAGAUUUACCGAAGACAGAGACACAGCCAGGAUGGAGAUGACUCUGCCAGUGAUGACGACGAUGAAGCCUCUCAGAGGAGAAAAAUGAUGCUCCAUGCUCGAGGGGGGGGCCACUCUUCCAGGAGGGGGUUUGUCCCCAACAGGAGAGGUCUGCUGAGAGGAGGCUCAGCCCAAAAAGGAAACAGAGGCCUUGUGACUUCUGGCUCCUCCCUCCUCAAGCUAAAGCGAGGCAUGAACAUGAAGGAGAGUGGGCGGAGGGGACGAGGGGUGAGGCUGCGGGGGGGCUCCAGGAUGCAGCGAAGAGGAGAUGAUUCGGACGAGUCAGACGAUGACGACGACGAUGACGACGACGACGACGAUGAUGACGAUGAUGACGACGAUGAUGAUGAUGAUGAUGAAGAAGAGGACGAAGAGGAGGACAGUGAAGAUGGAGUGAAAGAACAACAACUUCGCAGACAUAGGAGGAGGCGCAGGACUGAAUACGAUGAAGAUGAGAAUGAGGACAGUGAGGGGCAGGAGUUUGACCCUGAGGAGGAGGAUAUGGACACGCUGGAAGAUGAUGAGGAAGAUGACGAUGGGGAUGAGGAUGGGCGCUGGGAUUCAGACCCAGAACCCCCGGUCCUCCUGGUGUCUGAUCUCAAUGAUGACCUGCUGAGUGGGUCCUACUUGACUGUCACCCUGCAGCGCCCCCACAAGGCCAAGAGACAAUCUGGCUCGAUAGUUCCGAAGCUUGAAGCGGCCAUGGGUCCGAGGUCGGCAGCGCUGGGGGCUGGAGGUCAGCAGGGCUUCAUCCAGAGGAAGACGGCUCUGUCCAAACCGUCCCGACUCAAGGGCACUGACACUACGGCUGACAGCGGAACACUAAAGGGACCUGGCAGGCAACGUCUGCGGGGUAACCAUGGCGACAGAGGGACUAGAGAUUGCUCAGCAUCGUCUUCAGAAGAUCAGGAAGUUGCUGCAUCCUCCUUCCAGUCUCCUCCGUCCCUGCUGUCCGUGCUGUCCUUUAAGGACGAGGGUAAUGAGAGAGGCGGGGAGAAGGAGGUUUGGGUGUCUGUGUUCAGAUACUUGACCAGAGCUGAGCUGCUGGCCUGCAUGACUGUGUGUAAGGCCUGGUACAAGUGGAGCUGUGACAAGCGUCUGUGGAGUCACUUGGAUGUGAGCCGCUGCAGCCCGCUCAGUAAUCAGGCCCUGGCGGGUAUCGUCAAACGCCAGCCCACCUCUCUUGACCUGUCCUGGACCCCCCUGGCCAAAAGACAGCUCAACUGUCUGCUCACCAGGCUCCCAGGUCUGAGGGAGUUGAGGGUGACCGGUCUGUCGUGGUCAUGUGUCUCAGCGUUGGUCUCUCCCACUCUGCCUUACCUGCGGCUGCUGGACCUGCGCUGGUGUGAAGGCCUUAAAGACGCCCAGAUUAAAGAGAUCAUCUUGCCACCCGAAUGCUCUCGCAGCAGACUACGGAACAUGGUGACGCUGCGUCUGUCGGGUCUGGACAUCAGUGACUCUACUCUGAGACUGCUGCAGCGCCACAUGCCUCAGCUGGAGAGGUUGGACCUGGCUCACUGCAAAGACAUCACAGACCCGUCCAUUGCUCUGCUGGCAGCAGCCGGGACACACACACGCAACAACCUCACUGAGCUCACACUGGCAGGCUGUAGCGAGUUGACAGACGGCUGUCUGUCCUACCUGAAGCGUCUCACCUCUCUGAAUCUGCUGGAUCUCAGAGGCUGUAAGAGUGUCAGCAGACGAGUGUGUGACGCCUUUAUCUCCGAUCUGUCUCACAUCGCCCUCUACUGUAUGAUGGAGGAGAAGCUCAUCCAGCGCCUGGACUAAAGCAAACACACGGACACAAGUUUCCACUGGAGUGGAGUGUAGAAAAAGUGCUUCUUCAAAUCAUUUUUUUAAUAUUCUCAGUUUUGAGUGUUUUGUUCUUCAGAAGGUGAAGACCACCAAAGCUGCUGUUUGCUGAAAGAAUCAUCGGACUUGACAUGAUAGAUAAUUAAGAACCAAAACUAAAUUGCUCCUAAAAUCAGGAUUUCCUGGAGCAGCCUAUAAACAACAUCUUUAGAGUUGUGUUUUUUACUGUUUACCCUUUGCGUCUAAUCUUUGUGCGAAGCUAGGCUCAAACUGAACCAAUCUUCUGAAAGGACAAAACUACAAACACCUAAUUUUUUUUGUUAUAUUCCUUUAGAACGUCUUGAAUCACUGAAAAUAUUUUUGUGACUCUUCUAAGGUCCACAUGCUCUAUCAUAUCUAGAAUGUACUGUACAACAGAGGGAGCGCUGCUUGUGUUGACUAUUUUUGGAAGAAAAACAAUAUUGGAAAAAAUAAAAGUGAAUCUAUUUUUGUUGACUGGAAUGAACCAAAGUGGCAGUUGUGGUACAUAACCUGUGUGUGUACAGUGAAGUCAUGUAUAUAUUAGGUUUAUUUGUUUCAGUAAUUUUGUGUACCAAUCAGGCAUUUGAUAUUGUACUUGUACAUUUUUUUUCUAACACUUUGUGAAAACAGAUUAAAAUGUCCAACAGUCCAA